UCAAGUGAAAGAAUCGCUCAUUAUUGGGUAAAGUGACGCAAAUUGUCAGCUUCACUCAAACUUGAAUUCAUUCUGUGAUUGUAAUUUCUCGUCGUUGUUGGUCUGAAAUGGUUCAGCCUUCCUCGUUUGUUACCAACUUGGUCCAUUCGUCUUCGCACUGGAAAGGGACCAAGCGGCAAUCAGUCUCACGAAAGAACAAUGUUGCACAUUUUUGUCCCAAAGAGACAAGCCGUUUCUCCCAAGCAAGUGGAAGAACAAAGUGUUGUCACAAGCAUGGAAGCGAGACCUUUUAUAGAAAUGAAGCAGCUUCUAACAAUGAACUUUCAGGAACGGCUCGAGUGGAACUUUCGGAACAUAACGAGAGACUUGCGUUGAGUAGUUAUCCAGCGGUGCCUUUUCCACAGCAUCUAUCAAGCAACCAAGCUUCCUUGUCUCUUUUGGCCACAGCAAUUGUAGCUACUUUAGGGCAGUGGUUUGGGAAACUUGUUAGGAGUAAAGCGAAAGACGUGGACUUGCUUUCCCCACAAUUUUUGCAAGCCAACGGUAGUGCAGGUAGUACCGAUGGAUCUGCUUCAGUAGGUGCAGAUGGAAUUGCCAAGGCUUUACCUCCCAAGAACGAGCUGAAAAAGAUCCUUCCGUUGGGUGUCAUGUUUUUUAUGAUUCUAUUCAAUUAUACUAUCCUGAGAGAUACAAAAGACGUUCUCGUAGUGACAACUACAGGAGCAGAAAUCAUACCGUUUCUUAAAACAUAUGCAAAUCUUCCUGGAGCAGUCUUAUUUACUAUUGCCUAUUCAAAGUUAUCGAAUAUGUUUGAUCGGGAAACUCUAUUUUAUGUUUGUAUCGUUCCCUUUAUAUUAUUUUUCCUAUCAUUUGCUUUUGUGCUAUACCCGUUGAGACAUGCACUUCAUCCUUAUGCCUUUGUGGAUUGGAUAGCUGGUUAUCUUCCCGCUUCCUUUUUUGCUCCUUUGGGAAUCAUUCGCAAUUGGACUUUUGCUUUGUUCUACACCCUUGCCGAAUUAUGGGGAUCUGUUGUUGUAUCCUUGCUGUUUUGGGGUUUUGCUAAUGAAGUAACUUCAGUAGAUGAGGCAAAAAAGUAUUAUCCUCUGUUUGGCUUGGUUGCGAAUGUUGCUCUUAUUUUUUCAGGGCAGUAUGUACGAUUUGUUUCAGAUAUUCGUCGAAAGUUACCACCUGGUGUUGAUGGUUGGGGUGUUUCAUUGAAAUAUUUGAUGACAAUGAUAGGAGUUGCUGGUUCAGUCAUCAUUCUUGCAAUGCUAUAUAUUCAGAAAAAUGUGCUGACCGAUCCCAAUUGUGUGGAUAUGAGUAAAAGAAAGAACACUAAACAAAAGACCAAGCUGGGCUUAAAGGAGAGUGCUGUUUAUCUGGCCAAGUCAGCUUAUAUUCGGAACUUGGCUUUGUUAGUCAUUGCGUAUGGUAUGUCGAUUAAUAUUGUUGAAGUAUCAUGGAAGAGCAAGUUGAAAGAAGCCUUUCCUGAUCCUAAUUCUUAUUCAACCUUUAUGGGUUGGUUCUCAACUUGUACUGGUUCGGUAACACUUAUCAUGAUGCUUCUUGGUCGAUUUAUUUUCCGAAAGUUUGGUUGGGGAUUUGCAGCUCUUAUUACUCCAACUGUUUUGGGUAUUACUGGCUUUUUAUUCUUCUGUUUAACUCUCUUUAGUCGCCAGUUGCAUCCAGUCGUUGGAAUGCUUGGAACGACACCUUUGAUGCUUGCAGUGCUUGUUGGUGCUGCACAAAAUAUUCUUUCUAAAUCGAGCAAAUAUUCGUUGUUCGAUCCUUGCAAGGAAAUGGCUUAUAUUCCAUUGGACGCUGAACAGAAAUCUAAAGGAAAGGCUGCAAUCGAUGUAAUUGGCAAUCCUAUGGGCAAGUCUGGUGGUUCGUUUAUUCAACAGGGUCUUAUUUUUGCAGUGGGUUCUUUAGCAGCCUCAACACCCUAUCUUGCUUUUAUAUUGUUUGUUAUUGUUGGUAUGUGGAUAGCAGCAGCUCGUUCUUUAGACAAACAGUUUCAAGAAGCCAUGAAACGUUCAGAAGUUGCAGAAGUGAUGGCGAAGACAGGAAUCCAGGAUCCUAUAGAAGCCGCCAAAGUUGCAAAAGAGUCCAAACAAUGAAUGAAGCAUGGCGUUGUGUGGUUGAUUGUGGGUAUUUUUGUUGAAAGAGUCGUUUAAAAGACAGAUAAAUCGUUUUUCUUUAUGAAUUUUUUUGGGUCGUGAUAUGGUUUGAUAAAUGUAAAUAGAAAAUC
Messenger RNA from Galdieria sulphuraria, 2251 nucleotides. Its product is annotated as ATP:ADP antiporter, AAA family. Gene Ontology annotation, biological process: nucleotide transport. The coding region runs from base 108 to 2120 and encodes 670 amino acids. Gene Ontology annotation, cellular component: membrane. The record is from RefSeq and is a predicted model, not a curated record. Gene Ontology annotation, molecular function: ATP:ADP antiporter activity. Lineage: Eukaryota; Rhodophyta; Bangiophyceae; Galdieriales; Galdieriaceae. The transcript has 3 exons.